AUGACUCUACGCGUCACUUAUAAAAGGUUCACUCGGGGCUUUCUCUCUCUCACUCUUACUUACUGCAAUUGUUUUCUCUCUCAUUUCUCCCUCCGACACUCUCUCUGGCUCUCUGCUCCUCCGUCGAUCCGGCGGCGACUUCGUUCGCUCACUCUCGCUUCCACGCACGCCCACCUCCGCGAUUCCAUUUCGUUGACGCGUUCGGGGUUUGUUGAACUUAAUUCUGUAAGAACUGGCCUACAAGUAGAGAACAUUGUCUGUGCUCUGGAUCCUGGACUGCAAGGUGUAGCUGCAACGGAUGAACAAGGAUGUUGCCGAUCUUAAGGUACAUUGUUGUGGCUUGAACACUCUUGGUUGCUCAUUCUUUAUUUAGCUUAAAACUUCGAUAUUUUUGGGGUUUGUAUUCUAAUCAAGAUUUAGGAAAGAAUUCUGCUGUACCCUACCUUGAAUUUUGAUUCAAAUCAUCUUACACAAUUGAAGUAACAACGCCAAUUUUGAUAAGUAUUGGCUGAGUUUCUUGUACUCAGGUUUCCCUGUGGUUUCGGAAGUUUAUAAUUGCUCAG
This is a messenger RNA of Fragaria vesca subsp. vesca, 563 nucleotides long. RefSeq lists its product as uncharacterized. Bases 1 to 324 code for a protein of 107 amino acids. Lineage: Eukaryota; Viridiplantae; Streptophyta; Magnoliopsida; Rosales; Rosaceae. The transcript has 2 exons. The record is from RefSeq and is a predicted model, not a curated record.